Molecule: messenger RNA, 647 nt
Organism: Corylus avellana
Lineage: Eukaryota; Viridiplantae; Streptophyta; Magnoliopsida; Fagales; Betulaceae
Source: RefSeq, a predicted model, not a curated record
UCAAGCUUACAUACAGAAUGGCUUCUUCCAUGACCUUCCAAAGAUCAGCUCCUUCCUCAUCUUCUUCUUCUUUCAUCCGUCGAUGGACUAACGAUGUAUUCUUGAGCUUUAGAGGCCAAGAUACCCGUGACAAUUUUACUGCUCAUCUAUGCAACGCUUUGCGUCAAAAGGGACUUCUUACUUAUAUGGAUGACAAACUUAGAGGAGGAGAAGAAAUUUCACCAGCACUUUUCAAAGCCAUUAAUGAUUCAAAGAUUGCAAUCGUUGUACUCUCUGAAAACUAUGCAUCAUCUGCAUGGUGCUUGAAUGAGCUAAAGGAGAUCCUUGAGUGUAAGGAAAAAUAUCAACAAAUCGUUCUUCCAGUGUUCUACAAAAUAGAUCCAUCGGAUGUACGACAUCAAAAAGAGAGUUUCGGUAAAGCAUUGGCCAAACAUGAAAGCAGAUCCAAGGAGAACACUGUGGAAAGCUGGAAGACAGCCCUACAAAAAGUCGCCAACUUGUCCGGCUACCACUUGGAUGAAGGGUAUUUCUGACCUUAUAUAUAUGCCAGCAAAAUAAUUUAUUGAAUGUAGUACUGUAGUAGUCAUUUGCACAUGGAUGACAUUCUAUCAUCGUUAGACUCCUGCUUUUAUGCAUGUGCAGCACAU